GGUGCCUAUUAUGCCUAUACGCGUGAGUGCCCGAUCGCACUAACAGGAGCGCGCACGUGGCUGUCAGCAGUAGGAAAUGCAGGCGAUUUGUGCUAAAUGUCUAACAGCAGCACGACCACACUGAUUGUGAAGGACAGUUUGGGAGAAAGGAAUACCAUUUGGUCGUAAAAUGAUAUACAUUUGUAAGAUUUAAACUCUCUGCAGUUAUGUCAGAGAGUAACCCAGACAUACAUCUAUGUUAACAACACCCGCAUAACAUCAUUAGCCAGCAAGCUAGGCUAACUAGCUCGCUAGUUUUGGGGGACAUUGCGCCUCCUAACCUGCUCAGCCGUUAUCUAUUUAUUUUCCUUUUGUUGCCUGGACACUCCAGCUUCUCAUUGUCGUGUUUUCAUUGAACGGAGGAGUUUAGCGGACCGGAGCUGUGGGGGGCCCGCGGACAAACCCGCUGCCCUGGGCGUCCAGGCGGACGGAUCACGUAGACACGCGGGCCGUGGGAGAAAAUAAGGAGGCGCCAUGGCCGAAAUCUCCACCCUAAUCCCCUCACCUCCAGCUAUAGGUGACACACAUGCUGCCCCCUCCUUCCCCAUACCCUCUACUGCCCCCCCUCCUCCCAGCAGCACCACCCCAGAGCCCCCUAAGGAGAACCCCAUCCCCAAGUCCUCUCUGUACGCUGACAAAGCUUCUCUGACAUUAACUGUACCAGGAGAGACGCUUCCUUCUCACCCUCCUUCUCCCAAGUCUCCCAAGAGAGGGGGGAGAGGACCUCCACCGAGUCCCCCCAAACGCGUCUCAUCAGCGUUAACRCCAGAGACUCCAGUGCCCCCACCUCUAAUACCCCCAGAGAGACCUGCCCCCGUACCUGUAAUAGCCCUAGAUACUCCUGCCAUCCCACCUGUAGAUGUAGCAUUGCGGCAGAGGGAGGGAGUGAAGGAGACAGACYUGGAGGCAGGGGCCAGCCCAGUGUUGGCUGUAAAGCAGGAACUGAGUAACCCAGGGGGCAAGGAGCUGUUAAAUGCCCCCUCAGAGUGCCCUACACAGGCCCACAGUGAGCAAGAGGUACAGGYGGUAACACAGCAGACUACCAGCCCCUCCUCCUGUCUUAAUCUCACCCCUAAUCUCUACCCCAGUGUUCAUGUCACUGUGAACACUAAUCCUGCUACUGAUUAUGCUCAGCCUCAGUCUAUGGUGCAAUCUCCCCCUCCUCCUGCCCCCACUUACACUCCCCCUCCUCCAGACUCCACCCAAGCAGCUGCAGCCCCUGAAGCACAAAAUCCUCAGCCACCAGAAGAAAGCCAAAACCCUCACCCAAACCCUCAACCCCCUCCCAAACUGGACACCCCCAGCCUGUCUCCCAUACCUGAGACCUCAAGCCAAUCUCCCAGAAGGGCAGAGCUACCCAACACCCCCUCCAGAGCAGGGCACCCCAGCCCUCCAGCGAUCCAGGAACCUGUCUCCCUCUCCCUGCCCUACCCCAGAGUUCCAGCCCCAGACACCCUCAGCUACCUMGAGUCAGCCAGCAUGAUGUCAGGGACCCUGGAGUCUCUGUCUGGCCUGGGGGAGGAUGGAAGCUCUAUCGGGUCAGACUCAGAGAUCAACGGCCUGGCUGUCAGACGCACUGACAAAUAUGGCUUCCUCGGUGGGACCCAGUACAGCGAGGGCAGUGAUAAGGACAUCAGAGUUGAUGUAGCACGGCAGAGAGAGCUGAAAUGGCUGGACAUGUUCAACAAUUGGGACAAAUGGGUCUCAAGACGCUUCCAAAAGGUGAAGUUGCGCUGUAGGAAGGGGAUCCCCUCUUCUCUCAGGGCUAAAGCCUGGCAGCUGCUCUCCAACAGCAAGGAGCUCCUGGACUCCAACCCCGGCAAGUUUGAGGAGUUGGAGAGGGAGCAGGGAGACCCUAAAUGGUUGGACAUUAUAGAGAAGGACCUGCAUAGACAGUUCCCCUUCCAUGAGAUGUUUGCUGCUCGCGGUGGACACGGGCAGCAGGAUCUGUACCGGGUACUGAAAGCCUACACAGUGUACAGACCUGAAGAGGGAUACUGCCAGGCCCAGGCCCCGGUGGCUGCUGURCUGCUCAUGCACAUGCCUGCUGAGCAUGCCUUCUGGUGUCUGGUGCAGAUCUGUGAGACGUACCUGCCUGGAUACUAUAGCGCUGGAUUGGAAGCAAUCCAGUUGGAUGGAGAGAUCUUCUUCUCUCUGCUACGUCGUGUCUGUCCCAUGGCCUACCGUCACCUGAAGAAGUUUAAGAUAGACCCCAUUCUCUACAUGACCGAGUGGUUCAUGUGUGUCUUCUCACGCACCCUGCCGUGGUCCUGUGUGCUACGUGUGUGGGACAUGUUCUUCUGUGAGGGAGUGAAGAUAGUGUUCCGUGUGGGCCUGGUGCUGCUCAAGCAGAUGCUUGGCUCCGUGGAUAAACUGCGGGAGGUCCAGGGCAUGUAUGAAACCAUGGAGCGCCUCAGGAACAUCCCACCUGAGUCUGUCAGAGAGGACCUAUUGGUGCAGGAGGUGGUGUCCCUGGCGGUGACCGAGGCUCUGAUCGAGAGGGAGUGCAGUAUUCAGGUAAGGAAGUGGAGGGAGUCCAGGGGCGAACUGACCCACCAGCCUGUCCGAAGGCUCCACGGGACACGGGACAUCCACGAGCACAAGCGUCGGGCCUCCGCCAUCAGCUCCGGGGGUAGCUUCUCCUUCCUGGGGUCCAUCCCCCCUCCAGGGCCCCUCAGGGCCUCCUCCAGCCUGCUCUCCCUCCCCGGCUUCCGCAAGUCCAAAACCCCCUUCCUCUCUCAGAAGAAGGGCUCCUUCUCUGGGGCCUCUGGGAUGGAGGCCAUGCAGCGACAGAACCCCUCAGCGGCAGCUUCAAGCCCACCCAGAGGCCCCGCCCACAAACCACCCAUGUCUAGUGGRUCUGUAGCUAGGGCGCCUGCCUCUCAGAGUCCUUUGGUAGGGUCUGGUCCAGGCCCCUCUUCUGGCCCAGCCCAGACCUCAGCACAGAGCCAGCCUGGUGCAUCAGCCCCAGCCCCAGUACACCAUAAACCACCCAACACCCUCUCCCCCAAAGUCACUUCUGAGCAGAUCACACCCACCAUCCCAUCACCCACCGCUAACAACACCCCUCUGCCCCCGAGCAAGGAAGACAAGAAGAAAGAGAAGGAGGAGGAGAAGAGGAAAGAGAAGGAGAAGAAGAAGGACAAAGCAGACAAGGAGAGCCAGAAGAAGGAGAAGGAGCGGGCAGAGAAAGAGAAGAAAAAGGAGAAAGGGGGGAAGAAAAAGGACAGAGGGGGAGGAGAGGCAGAAGAGAAGAAUGGAGCCACAGCACCAAGAGAUUCGGCCUAGUUUAUCCUGUUAUUCCUUCAGAAAGAAAACGGAGAAGGAAAAAAAGAACAUGGAAGAAGAAAAAAGACCCCCAGAAGUAGAACGAGAGAGCGAAAAGGAGAAGGCCUCCUGUAUAGUGCAUCUUGAGGACUACAUAUAGUCAGGAUGAUUUUGGAGACACCUGGAUCAUGGUUUUAUUAGCGCCCCAGGGGUCAUGCCCCCCCAUACAACCCCCCCAUGCUUUCUUCAUCAAUGAGUUUGAAUAAUUAAGAUGGGACACGUUUCCUUUUGCAACUGGAGAAUUGUCUGUGUGGUUCACAACUGUUUUCUCAUUUAGUUUUUUAUUUGAUUUAGUUUUUAUCAGACUAAAGCUGGUGGACAGACAAGCCGUUGGACAUAGAGUAGGUAGGUGGGAGUUAUAGAUUGGGUGUAAAUAGAACAUCCUAAAUCCAUGUAGGAUCCUUGAGUCGUUCCCCAUAAUGCCCUGUCAUGUCCAGUUUGUGGUCAGAUGUCCAACCGGAAUGCCUGCAGAAAAAAGUAAACAAUUGAAAAAUAUCUCAAACCCAGGCACUGAAAACCGUGAUUGCUGGUAGUCCUAUGGUAUUUGGAUGUCUGGGAGGGCCUAUUUAUUGUAGUGUUAAGUGUUGUGUGAGUGUGUGUGCCUUAGUAGCGUAGUGAGCUGUGUUACCGUUCAAUAUUGCCACCCAGUUUCUCUGCUCUUUCUCUCAUGUCUUUGUCUUCCUCUUUUUUGAGUUGCUUGUUUUCUUCCCCCUUUCUCUCAUCUCUUGAUCUCUAGUCCUCUGACCAGUGACAGAGGAAUAUAAUCCCAACAGGUAAAUGGAGAGAUGUACACUGCGAUAGGGAGGGUUUGUAAGGAGAGGGAGAAAUGAACUUGACAUUCUGAGCCUUGACAGACAGACAUGCAUGGAUCAGGAUGGCACCUCCCUAACAACACAGGGAGUGAUUUAAUUUUAGAAUGUAAUWAUUUUUUUGUUCUUUUCAAGUUUCUCUUGAAUAUGUUUAUAGUGGGAGAUGAUAAUAGAUACUGGUAGUUUAGCGAGGGAGGGUCCUUCUGCAUUCAAUGACAACUCUGAAUCUGCCCGUCAGACCAAAUGUCCAUCUGUUAUUUUUUUGCUUAUGAUAAAUUAAAUAAUAUAUAUUUUUUUUAGCCAAAUAUUAAUUAGGGUGAGGCUUUUAGUAAAUUAACCCAUUGGAAUGUGAUCUAUUUAGAGUGAUUUGAGAAACUUAAGUUGACCACUCCUGUUUGGUAGGUAGGUAGGUUGUUGAAUCUCAUCUGGAUAGUUCAUAGAGAAUGAUAGCGGCCUCUAGUGGCCAAAAGGCCAUUUUAGCAUGAGCAGGGCCAUGAGGGCUUCCGCCAUUUGAAUGUAGUCAACUGGGUGGGACUUCCAACUUCAUUGACCGAUCCCUACUGGUGACCCUGUUGGAGUCGUGCAACCAGGUCAUCAGGAGUGUUCAGCCAAUCGGGAAGAAGAAAAUGGACUACUUUGAAAUGGAGAUUGCCUCAAUGAAGCUGUCACAGAUGCCAUAAUGGCACAGAUACAAUGAGGCCUCUUUCCAUCUCUAUGGGAUAGUUUCACCUCUUACACCUGCGCCUUUAGGACCCAAAGGAAGCCACUUGGUGCUGGGCGGGUGAGGCGUGCCAAUGUAGCAUUAACCUCUGAACUCUGACCUUCAGGCUAUGAUGUAUUUAUGUACAAAGUUGGUUAAUUUAAUCAGAUAUUAUAUAUGUAUUCUUUAUUUUGGAUCUGACUGCUAUUUUUCUAUGCGAGUAAAGUAUACACCUGGUUAACUGGAAGGAUGCCUGGCGAUGUGAAGCCCAGUUUAAGGAGGAUAAUGUUAAGUAUUGUUUUUUUUUUAGAUACUGGUAUGGCUGUUUUGAUUUCAUUAUUGCACAUUUGUCCUCAUCUUCUAAGAUAACAAAUCCUAUUUAUGUCAUUUCAUAUUUCAAGUUUACUGUGGUAGCUAUGGGUAAUGUUAGGUCCACAAUUCUCCAUUUACCUUAUUACAGUAUUAAACCCGACAGUGAUUGAAGAACAGGGGAAUGACCAUCAACUAAGAUUCACAUUAAUAUUUCAGAUAUGACAUCAUUUGAGUGAGCCGAAGGUCAUAAAGUACUGUAUAAGAUACUGGGAGGRGUUUAGUCAACUCUGACAAGGGUUGUAAUUUGAAGAUCUGAAGUUGUCUUUGUCAUGCCAGUAUGUUGUAACCAACCACCAUAAUGAUGUUUUGAUAACUCCCUAACCCACUCACACAGUGUUAUGUAACAUAUGUAUACUGUACAUUAGAUGGAUAGUGCCGGUUAGUUACUGUAACACCAUUCCUUGGUGGAAACCGUUGAUUCUCUUAACACUGAGUCUCUGUACUGUUUUUGUAGGAGAGGAGGGUCUUUAGUGUAACCGUAGCCAAAAUGUCCUUUUGUGUUCACUAUUUCUAUUUUUUCCCAACUCAUGUUAUUUUUUUAAGCCUCUGCUUUCCCCCUUCUUCCUCCACAUGUUGCUUCCAGUCUUCUCAGAAUCACUUGGAUCAGAGUAGAGUCAGCGACGAUGACCUGAACAUGUUUAUGCAAACCUUACUGUUCACAAAGCAUGUUGUCAAACAGCAGCACUGACGGCCAGCAAUGCCACUGCUGAGAUCAGUAGUGUUCAUGGCAAUAAUUAGACGUUGGAGAACCCUGAGAAUGCUACAGAACCAAUCAGGAUAGAGCAAUAUUUCUCCAAGCAGGCCCUGGCUUCAUCCAAUUGGGUAGUUUCCUUAAGGUCCUCAAUUCUGUGUUGAGUCAAGAGGUCAUGACAGUCAUCCUGUCAUUGCUCCCAAACUGAUCUGGAUCUGGAAUCAGUCCUCACGCCUGAAAUAGCCAGGAUGAGUCAACAGAGACACUUAGGUCCUGAGUGCAUUUCUGCAUUGGUCCUGAAAUCCUUGAGCUUGAUUGAUUUUAAUCGGGAGCYUUCCACUGAUUAGAUUUUUUUUAAAGGUUGUUGCUUUCAUGUUUUUCUAUUUUGUCAUGGUUUCUCCCCAACUGUAUGUCUUUUGUUGUUUUAAGUUUACAUGCAACUGUUAUUAGUGGAAAAAUAAAAUCCUAGAUAAUGAAAUGCAUUCCUUACUUGCAGAAGAAAAUCUACACAUGAUGUAUUUAAUUAAUGAUAAUGACAGUUGUGAUGAAUAAUAAACCAUAAUAUAUUAAAGAACCCUGCUCUGUA
This is a messenger RNA of Salvelinus sp. IW2-2015, 6524 nucleotides long. NCBI's taxonomy places the organism in Eukaryota, Metazoa, Chordata, Actinopteri, Salmoniformes, Salmonidae. The record is from RefSeq and is a predicted model, not a curated record.